AUGCAACUUCUUAGCUGGGCUAUACCGUUCAUUCUACUUAUCGGCCAAGCCGCUAGCGUAGACCGUAAUCAUAGACUUACCCACAAAUGUGACGGUAUUGGUAUGACUAACCAUGUAUUCUCACCUGGUGCGGCGAGAGCGGGCUGUGAAACGUUCAAAAAUUAUGCUCACGAAUGCUGCGUUGCCCACAACCUCAUCAUUUUGCAGUGCGAUUGGCUCGGCUGCGCAUCAGCGUUCGCUGGCGCUGUUGCAGCCUGUGCUGCUUGUUUUGCUGCGCCAGAGAUAGAGCCCGCUGUAAUAGCAGCGUGUAUAGCGGCCGCGGGAACUGCUACGGAUCGAAAAAGUGUCUAG
Bipolaris victoriae FI3 is the source of this 351-nucleotide messenger RNA. RefSeq lists its product as hypothetical. The coding region runs from base 1 to 351 and encodes 116 amino acids. The record is from RefSeq and is a predicted model, not a curated record. The transcript has 4 exons. Lineage: Eukaryota; Fungi; Ascomycota; Dothideomycetes; Pleosporales; Pleosporaceae.